Maniola jurtina (meadow brown) is the source of this 7823-nucleotide messenger RNA. It is a transcript of the gene Dscam4, whose product is annotated as Down syndrome cell adhesion molecule-like protein Dscam2. Gene Ontology annotation, molecular function: protein binding. The record is from RefSeq and is a predicted model, not a curated record. Bases 242 to 6145 code for a protein of 1967 amino acids. The transcript is spliced from 38 exons. NCBI's taxonomy places the organism in Eukaryota, Metazoa, Arthropoda, Insecta, Lepidoptera, Nymphalidae. Gene Ontology annotation, biological process: cell-cell adhesion; axon guidance. Gene Ontology annotation, cellular component: axon; plasma membrane.
GCCCCGCGCGAGCUCAUCAUGCCGCCGGCCGCUCCACCACUCGUCUGAGAUCACCCCGUUCUAAAAACAUCCCCUAUCUUAAUCCUCCGAUAAAACCAAGUCCCCCCGAUCACCAAAGAACGACUGUGAACUGACCACGUGAUAUACAUGUGCUUUUACUAUUACUACGCAGUGCAAUGUACAGUAUUUGGUGGCUGAUGCUUGUGUGUGUGUGACCGCGUGGUAAAGGAAACUUCGAAAGAUGAAGCUCUGUACAUAUUUACUGCUGAGUUUCUUGGCAGUACGCGCAACACCAGAGCCCCGCAGUUCGCCCACGAUCACAGAACCGCCCCACCACGUCGAGUUUACCAACGACACAGGCACCAUGCUGUCGUGCUCCACAAGAGGACAGUACCAGCUGGACUGGCUACUCUCCGACAACAGCCCAGUGACGUCGCUCGCAGGACUGCGAAGGGUGCUCGCGAACGGCUCGCUAGAGUUCCCGCCAUUCCCCGCUGAAAGAUACAGGCGGGACAUCCACGCAGCCACUUACAGGUGUAGGCUGCGAUUGAGUAGCGGUUUUGCUAUGUUGUCAAAAAACAUUCACAUACACGGUGUGCUGAAUAUACCCUGGGAAGUGCACGUGCCAGACGAGUACGUGAUGGCGGGAAACGCAGCAGUGUUGCGAUGCAUCGUGCCAUCGCACUGCUCAGAGCGAGUCGAUGACACCGACUGGUUCACCGACGAUGACACCAGUGUGUUCCAAUAUUUAGGGUCAAAAUACUCUCGUCUGGACGACGGGUCUCUAUACAUAAGGGCAGUGAGUCCAGGCGACCGCUACUCGGCGUUCCGGUGCCGUGUCCGGGACAGAAUCACCGGAUCUUUGUAUUCUAGUAAAUAUUUUGGUCACAUCAUAGUGACAGAACCAAAAGGCGGGGUGCGUCCUCGCAUAGCAGUGGAGCCUCGCUCCCGCAGGGUGCAAGUCGGCCACGACGUGCGGUUACCGUGUGCAGCGCACGCGUGGCCUGUACCUAGUUAUAGGUGGUUUCGUGAACACCACGAGUUGUUAAUACCGAUAGAGAAGACAUCACUAUGGCCGAGAGCGACGAUACUUGGCGGUCUUCUCAGCAUACAGAAGCUACAACGGGAGGACGCCGGCAGGUUUAUAUGCUGGCUGAACAACACGGCUGGUGGAGAGUCAGCCCAUUUCACUAUAAUUGUUACAGAACGAAUAUCCGUCCGAAUCAAACCAGAAAUGCUAAGAACAAAAUUCAACAUAGAUGUCAAUUUUGAUUGCAAAGUAUCAGGGCAUCCUAUAGAAAUGGUUUAUUGGAUACACGAUGGAAAAGUUAUGAAAAACUCGGACCGAGUCAGGAUGUCGGAAGACGGUCUAAGAUUACAUAUCAAAAACACACAGCAAAACGACCAGGGGAUUUACCAGUGCUUCGCAAGUAACACAAGGGACCAGGCCUACGGUACCGCGGAAUACAUUGUAACUGUAUCAGAGAGUCGGGCGCGAAAUGCAGGAAAUAGGUCUCGAAGGACGCCUUACGCUCGCAGCACACACACACAUGACGCUGACUGGAACUUCACUGGCACUAGAGAGUCAAAACCGGAGUUAGUAUACUGGUUCUCGGAGCAGACUUUACAACCGGGGCCGAGUGUGUCACUAAAGUGCGUUGCAAUGGGUCACCCGCCUCCACAAUUCACAUGGCUGUUGGAUGGAUUCCCUAUUCCAACAAAUUCAAGAUUCGUCGUGGGCCAGCACGUUACCCUGCAAGACGAUGUUGUCAGCCAUCUUAACAUCAGCAGAGUUACAGAACAAGAUGGCGGUGAAUACGCAUGUGUUGCCAGCAAUACAGCGGGCAAAGCACUUCAUGCAGCAAGAGUUAACGUUUAUGGGCUACCGUAUAUACGAGAAAUGCCUAAAGUAACAGCUGUUGCAGGCAGUGAUUUGAACAUAAAGUGUCCUGUUGCUGGGUACCCCAUUGAAUCCAUUACGUGGGAAAGAGAUGGUCAAACAUUGCCUUUAAACAGAAGACAAAAGGUGUUUCCAAAUGGGACUCUAAUCGUAGAACAGACGCAAAGAGGGGAAGACGCUGGUACUUACACUUGUCAGGCUGCUAACCGACAACGCCACGUCGCACGACGGGAUGUUGAAGUCCAGAUAUUAGUGCAACCGAAGAUAUUGCCGAUUCAGCCACUGACGAAUUUACUAAGGGAGGGUAUGAGAGCAGCUAUUUCCUGUCAGAUAUUGGAGGGCGAUUUGCCGAUUGCAUUCCGAUGGGAGAAAAAUGGCCAGCCGGUGACGUCGUCGCCAUAUGCACCGAGCGGGAUAAUAACUAGGCGGAUGGACGAGUACAGUGCGUCGCUUGUGAUAGAGCAUAUCACGUCGCUGCACAGUGGAAAUUAUACGUGCAUAGCUUCCAACGUUGCAGGAUCUGAGCGGUUUACUGUACCGCUUACUGUGAAUGUACCCCCUCGGUGGCGUCUCGAACCAAACGAUGUGGCCGUUGCCGCUGGCCAAGAUGUGACUCUACAAUGCCAAGCAGAUGGCUAUCCGAAACCUAACAUCACUUGGAAAAAAGCUGUUGGGAAUACGCCCGGCGAAUACAAGGACUUCAUGUUCGAAGGAAGCUCUCGUGUCAUGGAGAAUGGAUCACUAGUCUUCGAAAGAGUGGCAAAGGAUAGCGAAGGACAUUACUUAUGCGAGGCCAGAAACGAUAUAGGAGCAGGGCUCAGUAAACUAAUCUUUUUGAAAGUGAACGCACCAGCCAGAUUUCCUAUGAAAAGCAAAACUGUACAAGUUACGGCUGGGGAAGCCGCUCACUUGCAGUGCGCCGCUUCUGGUGACGCUCCUUUAGAAGUUAGCUGGCGAAGUCCUCACCACCACACGAUUGCUCAUCAUUUAGACCAACGAUACACGAUCAGAGAACAAGUGCUUGACGACGGUCUGGUGUCAGAACUAAGUAUACUGCAGACAUAUCGCCAAGAUACGGGUGCUUUAACGUGUCGUGCUUCCAACGCAUAUGGUCAGGAUGAGAUGCUCAUACAUCUGGUGGUACAAGAGGUUCCAGAAAUGCCAAAAAAUAUAAGAAUAAUAGACCAGCAAUCGCGAUCUAUACAAAUAUCUUGGACGCAGCCGUACGCAGGGAACAGUCCUAUUAUUAACUACAUAGUUCAAUAUAAAGAAGCCCCGGAACCAUGGCCAACCACACCCCAGAAAGUAAUCGUACCUGGCAGUGUCACAUCUGCAAGCGUUCAAAACCUCCAACCUGCCACUUCUUAUCAUUUAAGAAUCAUCGCCGAAAACCGUUUGGGACAGAGCGAACCUAGUCAACUCGUACAAGUUACUACUACAGAAGAAGUACCCAGUGGACCACCAUUGGACGUACGCGUGGAAGCCAAAAGUUCAACAGAAUUAACAGUUAGUUGGGACCCACCACAACGAGAUCUAUGGAAUGGAAACAUCCUGGGAUAUUAUGUGGGGUUUCAAGAACUAAACAGCAAUAGCACAGUCCUAAGCGCAAGUGGUCCUGGCGGAGCAUCUUAUACCGUAAGAACGGUUGAGGGCACAGGAGUGGCGCGAGCUCGUACGACGUUGUCAGGGCUUCAGAAACACGCAGCGUAUGCCAUUGUAGUUCAAGCGUACAACAGCAGAGGCGCGGGGCCUGCCUCGCCACCAACCACUGCUACUACUAUGGAAGAUGUACCCAGUCUACCUCCCGGAUCGCUACAAUGUACGGCACUAAGCUCCCAAUCAGUUCGUGUGACUUGGGAACCACCACCAAUGCGUGGACGUAACGGAGUGUUACAAGGCUAUAGAGUAACAUAUGCCCCUGUCACGGACUGGUAUGGAAGUGAAGAAGCAGUAACAAAGCAAAUAUCUGGAUUGCAUACAACGCUAUCAGGACUGCGUCGCUACACAAACUACUCCGUGACUGUGUGCGCUUUUACUGCCGCGGGUGAUGGUGUGAGAGCAGCGCCUGUUUAUUGCCAUACAGAGGAAGAUGUUCCAUCGGCACCAGCGGAUAUAAAGGCAGUAGUAUCAUCUAGAAACAAAAUUUUGGUAUCAUGGCUGCCGCCUGCUUCCCCCAAUGGUGUUCUUGUUGGAUAUACACUUUAUAUGAGUGUCAUAGAAGAUGGAAGGGAAGAAGGGACCCACAAACGCAUGCUCUCACCGAGCACCUUAUCGCACGAUACUGCCAGAUCUCCACCACGGGCCACUCAUCAAUUCUGGGUAUCAGCCUCUACACGUCUUGGCGAAGGAGAUGCCACGAGAGUUGUCACCGUACUGCCCUCUGAUAGUGUGCCCGCUAGAAUAACAUCAUUUAGCCGAAGCAUAGUAACACCUUGGAAGGAGAACAUUUCACUGGCAUGCAACAAAGUUGGUAUUCCAACACCUUCUACGACAUGGAGUAUGAACGGUGCUCUUUUGGAAUCCACGUUGCGGAAAAACGUGUCAAGCGACGGCACCCUUAUAAUUAGCAUGACACAAUACGCAGACAGUGGAAACUAUACUUGUUUGGUAGAGAACGCCCACGGACGCGACGAAGUCACGUAUGGCGUAGAAGUCAAAGUGCCUCCUCAGCCACCAGUUUUGGCGGUUGUGGAUUCCUACGCAGAUUCUCUGCAUUUACAGUGGAGUGAUCAGGGAGACGGUGGCAGCCCAAUUUUAGGUUAUGUAAUAAACUACAAGCGCGAGCACGGGGAUUGGGAAGAACUGCAGGUAGAGGCCGGUACAUCGGAACACGUGCUUCCUAAUCUUUGGUGUGGGACCCGCUACCAGUUAUACAUAACCGCUUUCAACCGCAUCGGCACGGGCCUGCCUUGUGAUAUUGUGCACGCGUAUACCAAAGGCACAGUGCCUGUAAAACCGAAACACUCGCAAAUGAUCACUCUCAACACGACAACGGUCACCGUUUGGCUGGAUUCAUGGGGUGAUGGGGGUUGCGGGAUUUUAUACUUUGUCAUCGAGUACCGAGAGGUCAGCCAAUCACAGUGGCGCCUCGUGUCAAACAGCGUGCAAGCCACAGAACGAGUUUUCAGCGUCACGGGACUAUCGCCUGCCACACACUAUCAGUUGCGAAUCACUGCUCACAACAACGCAGGACAUGCGCUCGCGCUUUACAACUUUACAACGCACUCGCUUAGUGGCAUGCUUGAAGGCGAAGUGUCCCCUGCAGUCCCAGCAGCGGGCACCAGAUCCUUCGGCGGAGCUCGAGUGUUGUUGCCUGCAGCACUUUCUCUUCUCGUUCUAGCGGCAUUGGUCGCAAUUGUGCUUCUGGUGCGAAGGAACAAAGCUGGUCCAACGGAAACAGCGCAACCAGAGAGCGGUGUAGGUGAAUCCCCAUCAGUCGCCCAAUUGCAGAACAAAGUGAAUCGCGAUCAACAAUACUUGGCGACCAGAGCACAACAUCCGGCACCUCAACAUCAUUACAAACACGCUUCUAAUGAAUACAUUGAAGAUAUCUGUCCGUACGCGACGUUCCAGUUAACAAAGCCUAGUGCAUACAGUGAAAGCAGCUACAGCGGGAACGUGUACAGCGGCCCCUACCACUCCGUGCGAGGUUCAUUCGUCUAUCACGACCUCAAGCAAAACGAUAAAUAUAAAGGUAAAGAGCCAGAAUAUACAAAAGUACGAAGAAAAGGAAAUAGGCUUAGAGAUCCACAUUCAGAAAGUCAAGAGUCGGACAACUUGGGCUCGACGGACUCGGAGGUGAAGAAGAUACUAACGCUGCACCUGCCCAUUACAGAGUACGAAGACGACGCGAGCGACGACGCGAGCGCGCCGCACUCCGACAGCGAGCCGGGCGCGAGGCUGCGGCCUGCGCACCCUACCGCUUACCCGAGCGUAGAGCGGGAGUCGUCGUCGUCUUCGUCGGGCGAGUCGGUGGGCGGGGCGGUGCGCAAGGCGUUCCCGUCGCGCAAGGGCAAGGCGGGCGCGCUGGGCAAGCGCCACGUGCGCUCCUCCAGCGGCUACAGCAGCCACAACGACGAAACCACGUUUAGUAUAUCGAACUACCCGUCGUACACCGAGCACAUCCACCCUCCGUCGCGGUUUUCAGACGACACCGAGUGCGAGGGGCACCCGCGCCGCAAGCGCGCGCACGCGCUCGCCAGCGACCCCAAGAUGACACGCGAAGCCUUCCAGAUUAACGUGUGAAACACCCCUAAGGUAAACCCCAUAUCACGGAAACGCAACACGCAAUGUAUGCCAAACCUCGUCUUACCAACGUCAUUUCGAAAAAUACGUGUAACUUUUAUGCAUUUUUGGCGAAUGGUAUUGGCGAAAAGUGUUUGCAAAAUAAGAAUUUAUGUACGUUCUAGAUACGCUAUAUUUUUUACGAUUUUUAGUAUUGAGAAAGUUUUGCUCAGUGGUUUAAAUUUCUAUUAUAAAUUUUUAGUAUGAGUUAUUUUAUAAUACAAUAAUAUCAGUAUUUUUAAGUUACUUAUCGAAAAAAAAUGUAGCGUAUUUUUCUUUUCUUAUGCUUACGUACCUAAUGUAUUCUUACUGCUGGUCUCGUUCAAAAUUUGAGGAAUUAGUCCAAAAUGUACUUGGAAUCUAAGCCGAAAGUAUUGAGGAUACAUACUUAAUAACGAAAAUUGUGAUCAUACUUCGAAACAAUUCUAGUCUGAUUUUACUGAUGAUGUAUUCAACCUUUGUGAUUCAAUUGUGGGGUCAAUUUUCAGUUUACAAGUUCCAUUUGAUAUAAUGUUAAAAGCUGUUCCUAUUUACCUAUUUGCGAUCAAAUUUUGACAAGGAAAUGGUGAUUAGAUUUAUUUAUACGAACUAUACUUUGAACUUCUAUGUAAACAGAUUGGCCUCACAAAAAUUCUUGCCAAAAUAACUCAAUAUUUCUAGGCAUGUAAAUAUACUGUAGAUAGAUAGUUAUAGUAAAACAAUUACUCACACCGCGAGACGGUUGUCAAAAAUCUAUGUAUCGAAAGGUUCAUCUAGCUAACUUUCUGUUACCGGUGUAGUAAUACUGCCACUGGGUUAACAAUGUAUGCAACUGAAUUAUACACGAAUUAGUAUAUUAUUAAUUAGCAAUACAAUAUUGAUUUUAUAAAUUGAUAUGCUUCGCGAUUGAUAAUAACACAUAAUAUAUUUCUAUAUAUCACUUGAUAUGCAUGUGUAGAUUUCUUACGAUCGUCUCUUGGACUAUUAGUGCCACGUAUAACAAUAAUCAUUUUGUACUCUGUACUCAAAACUCCGAGAUAUAUAAAGAACUUUAUGAAUACGUUAAUGCGAUGUUAUAAUAUAACAAUGAUAAUAAGCAGGGUGCUUACUAAGCGCGGCAAUAUCGCGAUGCUAUGCUUUGUUUGGCAGAUCAGUUGAUGUGAACCUCUGCCUCGAGAGAGGCAUGCGAAUUUGCCUCGGUCGAGGCGCGUCCAUACCAACCGCGCUACCAGGUAAAGCAAUGCCCCACGUUGCUGCUGGGCUUAGUAAAAACCCAGCUAUUUAUUAAUGAAUAUGUAUUUCAAAAAAACUGUCAAAGGCUCUAAUGGCGACGUUUUGUAAAUAUUGUUGUAAUAAAUGUGUAUUGAAUAUCAAAUGUAAAAUUAAGGAGAACAAUAAUUAAAAGUAAAUUUAUAUUUUAAAAGUUUAUACUUAAUGCCUUAUUGACCAAAGUCGUAAAACUAGUUACGGAUACGAUUCCAGAGUUGUAUCACAUAUUUAAUUAUUGGUCUAAGAGCUGGUGGACGAUUUCUUCUCAGCGUCCCAUACCGGUCUAAAUUGCAUCUACAUCAUCAUCAUCAUCAGCGAUCGGGCUGUGCAAAUCCAAUUCUUAUCCACCCCUUUAAAUACGCUCACAACAAUAAUAUCCACGCGAUAUUAA